This is a messenger RNA of Solenopsis invicta (red fire ant), 1144 nucleotides long. RefSeq lists its product as uncharacterized. Lineage: Eukaryota; Metazoa; Arthropoda; Insecta; Hymenoptera; Formicidae. The transcript has 2 exons. Gene Ontology annotation, biological process: inner mitochondrial membrane organization. The coding region runs from base 289 to 891 and encodes 200 amino acids. The record is from RefSeq and is a predicted model, not a curated record. Gene Ontology annotation, cellular component: MICOS complex.
ACUCGAAUCAGUGCGAUUAGCGAAGCCGUCGCGUGGGAGAGCGUUGGAAGGCAUGGUCCGAAGUAUUUAUGUAACUUCAUUUUGAUGAAGCGGAAAACGGCUGGUCGCUGUCAACGGACCAGGACACGAGGUAAAUAAGUCUUAUCAUACCUGGUGACGAAGAUAACGACGUUGACGCGGCGGCGGAAGCGGCGCAGAAACGGAGAAGACGAAUCGGCGAAGUGGGUUUUCUUGCAGACGGGCGAAGUCACGAGGUUCUUCGCGGGCCGCUGAGUUAGGAUCCCGAGGAUGGGCUCCGGCCAAAGCGCCCGCAAAUUGACCAUCUCGAACGAGGAGGAAGUCGGGGUGAUCAAGGUCUCAAACGCGAUCGUGCAACGUCUCGCCCAGGGAGAGAGGACGAGGGCCCGCGGCGAACCAUCGUCAGAGGCGAGAUCCGGCGCGCCUCCGAUCCAACAGUCGGCACCUUCUGGUGUAACGACUGUCUCGCCUCAAGCCAGCCAGGAAGCGACGCCUGGACAACCGGUGUAUUAUUAUCCGGAGUUAACAAUGUCCGCUCUUCAAAUGCAGCAGCAGAUGGAAGAGGAGUUGAAGCGACAGGAUCAGUAUUGGCAGAGGCGUUUAAGGAAUCUGGAGGACGGUUAUCAGAGGAUCAAUCGCGUCUUGGAGGACGAAUACAAGAAGGCGGCUAGUGAGACCUCCGUCGCUAAUCCUGGACAGAAAAUUGCAGAUAUUCAAAAUACAGUGCAACCAUGCUUGGAGAACAGUAAUAAAGUCCUAAAGUGUUUCCAGGAUCAUCCCAAGGAGACUCUUAAAUGUUCGAACUUGGUGGAAGAGUUUUCUCAUUGUGUCUGGAAUGUGCACUACGCACGCAUGAUCGAAACGCGUUCGUAAUAUGUUCUACUUGCGCGUCUCGUGGAUAACAUCUCAAAAAACAUUUAGUCGAAAAAUAAUAAAUUGUACAUCAAAGUGUAUUGCCUAAAAUGUUUAUCUCAGCAGAAUUGUCGCUGAUGGAAAGUAGUGUAAAGUGAAGAGUACACGAGAAAAAAAAUGUAAAAAAUAUAUGAAUAUUGUAAUUUAUAAUAAAAUGGUAAUUGUUACAUGAGCGAGAUAAAUAUUGUUAAACAUUAAACAGAAAGUACAUUUA